CAUAUGCAUAACUUUCUAUUUUAGGUAUUGGAUAAAACCUGUGAAGCUGUCGAGACAGAGUUAAGGUUGAGCACUCACUCUCACCUUCAACUGGAUAGUCGCAACCCCUUCCAGACACCACUCAAGGAUAUUUCUCCUGUGCUGUGCCUGCAGCCACUCACGUUACUUAAUUCUCUCAUUUCAGUAAAAGAUUAUGUUGAGCAGUAUCUGGAGAGGACAUUCUAUGCUCUGACUGUUGUGGCUCCUCAUGACUGGAGAACCUACGAGGAGAUGCGUAACCUUGCUGUGUCUAAAUACAACCUCUUCACUGUGCCUUCACAUCUGCCGUCUCACACACUUGAUCAGGGUGUGGAUGUUCUGGAGAUUAUGCGCAACAUUCAUGUGUUUGUUCAGAACUAUCUGUAUAACCUGAACCAGCAGUUCUUCAUGGAAGCUAGCAGCAACAAUAAGCAUCUCAACACUGUUACCAUCAAGCAUAUUGCUAACUCUAUCCGUACACAUGGAGCUGGCAUCAUUAACACAACAGUGAACUUCACUUAUCAGUUCUUACGACGGAAGUUCCACGUCUUCUCUCAGUUCCUGUAUGAUGAACACAUCAAAUCGCGUCUACUGAAGGACUUGCAACACUGGAGGCAGGUUAAAAUCAGUCAAGAAUAUUUUCCUUACGAACGAGCACAGAAGUUUAACCGUGGCAUUCGCAAACUUGGAUUAACUGGAGAUGGACUGUCAUACCUGGACCAGUUCAGAGGACUUAUUACCCAUAUUGGAAAUGCCAUGGGUUACGUCCGCUUGGUACGUUCCGGGGGUCUUCACUGUUCAAGCAAUGCAGCACGUUUCAUCCCAGACCUUCAGGAUGUAGUGAGCUUGGUACAGCUGUGUGAAGAUGCCCACGUGUCUGCAGAAACUAUCAGAGCAGCGGAGAACUUGGAUGCAGUCAUAAACAGUCUCACUCGCAACUUUCAUCAGGACACAGAUUAUUUUAAGCUUCUAGUGGAUGUGUUUGCUCCAGCUCUCCGUGACAACAAAAACAGUCAUCUUAAGAACUUCUACCUCAUCAUUCCUGCCAUGACAGUCAACUUUGUAGAACAUUCCCUGGCUGCUAAAGACAACAUGAGCAAGAAGAACAGGACAGGAGCUGCAUUCACUGAUGAUGGUUUUGCCAUGGGACUGGCUUAUAUGCUGAAGGUACUUAACCAAAAUUCUUCCUUUGACUCCUUACACUGGUGGUCUGGGGUGAGACGACGCUUCAUCAAAGAACGUGAGAAAGUAAGUUAUGCAAAUCAUCUUGUUCUGCUACUUGAUGUUGCCAUGACAUUGGCACUCUGUUGUUGUUGUUGUUAUUAUUAUUAUUAUUAUUCCCCAGAAUCAUUUGCCUCUACUCCUAUCUAA
Cherax quadricarinatus is the source of this 1389-nucleotide messenger RNA. The record is from RefSeq and is a predicted model, not a curated record. Lineage: Eukaryota; Metazoa; Arthropoda; Malacostraca; Decapoda; Parastacidae.